Messenger RNA from Paramecium sonneborni, 844 nucleotides. NCBI's taxonomy places the organism in Eukaryota, Ciliophora, Oligohymenophorea, Peniculida, Parameciidae. The record is from the annotation of a GenBank genome assembly.
AUGUAAGAAUUUAAUAGUGAUUUAAAUCUUUUAAUUGAAUAAAUUGAAAUGUUGUAACUACAUGCAAGUAUAAUGGGUCCUCAUGAUUCCUUUUUUUUUCAAUAAGAGUCACUAUAACAUCUUAUUAAAUACAAUAUAGAGAAGAUUUAUUACUACUUUAUGAACUAUAAGUUCUAACAGCUCCUUUUUUAUAGUACCUAUAAUUAGGUUAUUAAGAACUAAAAGAAAAUUUUUAUACUUAAUUAACAAAUCCUUAUUUAGCAUACUUUUUAAAUGAUGUAAACAUACCAGUUUGGUUUAGGGAGAAAAUUCAUCUGUUUUAUAUUCUUAAGAAGUAACAUUUAGAGAUACAUUCUAUAAAUACUUGCAAUAAUAAUUAAUGUUUAAUCAUCUAUAACCUUUUAUUAUUGAUAAUUUGAAUUUCAAAUUUACUAUAUGCUUUAAUAUUAACAAUAAUAAUAAUAAUUGUCUGCUUAUUAAUUUAAUAGAGCAAUUUGUGGUCAACCCUUUUAGAUUUUCUUUGGCAAAUUAUUUAAUUAUGUAAAAUACUUGUGAAAAUUUAACUAGUGUCAUAAAAGUGUAUUCUUAAUAGAAAUGUAAUUAAAUUUAUUUAAAAUGGCCAAUUCUAUUGACUUGUUUUGUUUUUGUUUUUAUUCUAUUAUUUAUAUUAUUAAUAUUGUAUUACCAAAAAAGAUACUAUAUGGCAUAUGAUUUAAUGAUAGGAUUACUAAGACAUAAUUCAGAUGAAAUUAUAUAAAACGAAAUAUCUAGAUAGAAUGUAUUACUUAAUAUUAUUUCAAAAAAUAUUUUAGACAAAUUUCAAUUAGAAAAGAAUAUUUCUUGA